Mytilus californianus (California mussel) is the source of this 4109-nucleotide messenger RNA. Its product is annotated as amyloid protein-binding protein 2-like. Bases 175 to 2583 code for a protein of 802 amino acids. The transcript has 10 exons. Gene Ontology annotation, molecular function: protein binding. Gene Ontology annotation, biological process: regulation of apoptotic process; intracellular protein transport. NCBI's taxonomy places the organism in Eukaryota, Metazoa, Mollusca, Bivalvia, Mytilida, Mytilidae. The record is from RefSeq and is a predicted model, not a curated record.
GUCGAGUUAGACACAAACACCUGCAACUCUCCUCAUUUCGUAAAUAUUACAUGAAAUUUACAAUGAAAUGACAACAUGAUAAGAAGAAACACAUUUAUUUUAGAACAAUUUGCUAAUUAACAGUACUAAUCAUAUCACAUAGAAAGGAGGCCUAAAGUAGAGGAACCAGUAGUCAUGUCAGGAAUAGAUAGACAGAACAUUAUGAGGCUGAGAAUCAACAGGAUUGCCAUUGUCCAGGAGCUGCGGGUGGAGUACAUUCUUAACUACCUCAAAGAUUGUGGUGUCAUUAAUGAAGACGACCAAAGAAAAAUUGACAUGGGCACAACACCCUCAGAUAAAGCUCGAAGGCUGGUUGAUUUACUUCCAUCAAAAACUCACAUUCAAGAUUGGUAUCAGAGCUUCAGAGAAGCAUUACUGAACCCUGAAGGUGGUCCAGAGGUAAAGAAAAGAUGUAAAGCUAUGGUUGAAUUUCUUGAUAACACAGUCAUACAUAGACCAACAUCCCAGAACUCACGCUUCAGUGGAUCAGACGCCUCUUCUAUGAAAUUACCACAUUAUGAACCAUUACCAAUGAUUGACAAGGAACCAAGAAAGAGCAUUCCACAAAAUGUCUUGAAUUUAGAUAGUGAGAGGCAUAAAGGAACUGUCAUGACUGUCAAAGAAGACUAUACAGCAGAGAAAGGAGUUAGAGAUACAGUACCAGAGAGAGAGGAUAAAAUGAUUCCAUGGAGCAGUGAUCAGAUGGACUCCAUGACUCUAGUGAAAGGAUUCUUCCAGCAAUGGGUAUCCACACCAGAUAACUUUAGAUCAUUAAUACAGGUACCAGAAGAUCAUUUUAAAAGGCUGCAGGAGUCACCUGCUUUAGUAGAUAAAGAACAGCUUGCUGCAGAAACCAAAACUCUAGAAAAAAUGAGAAAACUAGAACUUGUUACAGUAAUGGCUAGGAGAAAACUUCUGCCUGAAGGUUUUGAACUGUGUAUGUGUGAUGUUGUUCAUGAAGUUCUCUUUGAUAAGGACAAUUACCACUUUUACUUUAAAUAUUUGAAAAAUUUAGAACUUUCUGAUGUGAAUUUAAUGGUAGAUAUUGUUAGUUCCUUUGCUUCUAUUAUGAACAACAUGGAACCAACAAAGGGAGGAGUAAACAUGGAACAAGCUGUGAAGUUAGGAUUCAAUCUGAUAGAUUUUGUAGCUGAGUAUGGUUAUUUUACUCAGGCAGAGGUGAUUAUGACAGUACUGCUGAUGGUUCUUAACAAAUCACAAAACAUGGACACAUGGAUGGCAAAAUAUAAAGGUUUAGUUAAACUGAUGCAUUUCCGCAAUAUGAACUAUGAUUUUCAGGGAGUUCAGAUGGCCUACAAUUUAUCCAAUGAAUUAAUGUGGAAAAUAAAUAUGAUGUCUUUUGGUCAGGAUCUGGUUGAUAAAGGAGAAUACUUUAUCGAGUUGAGCACUUUAAUGUUGGAAUAUGGCUCAGCAAACUCUUCAUUUGGUUAUAUUCAAAAGGCAAUGAAGGAAGUCAAAACAGAGGAUCCAGCCAACAUUAUCCAUGCAUUGUGUCAAGCUGUUAUGGUUUACUCAGCCAAGUGGAGCAUUAAAAGAGCAGAAACACUAGCUGUAGAAGCUGUGCAACAGGCAAAGGAACACUUUGGAUGUAGACAUCCACUGUACGUCAAAGCCUUACUUCACUUUUGUCAUUUCUCAAGUGAAUUUAAACAAGACCAACCAGGUGUAGAUGUGGCUAAGCAUACAUUGGAUACAGCUAAGAUAGUCUAUGGUUGUGAGACAAUCCAGCUUGCUCUGGCUCACAGAGCUCUUGCUAAAGCAUUACUUGUAGUACAGAAUUUUGAUAACAUGGAUUACCAUUAUCAUGCUACAGAAGCUCUGAGGAUGGCGAGAGGUCUACUGCCAGACAAACAUCCCAUGUUACAUCUCUUUUUACACACAUCCGCUUCAGCAUUACAAUGGAAAGCUCUACAUUCCUCUAAAGACCUACAGAAUUCAACAUUACGAUUAGCAGAAACACAGGCUAUUGAUGCUUUAGAAAUUGUGGCUACUCAUUACUCAGAAAUUAGUUUAUGUACAGCUAGAAUGUGUGUGCUGCUUGGUCAAAUUAAAUCAAAAAUGGACAUGGUAGAAGAGGCUGACGAAUUACUACAUAGAGCUAUUGUAUAUAUGAAGCUUUGUCAACCAGAGAACAGCAAUUAUCUCCUCUUGGCAAUGGCUACACUAGCAACAUUACACAAAAUCUUUAAUAAACCAAAGGAAGCUGUUAAUUUGUUCAGUCAUGUUGUUACACAUGUUGAUUCAGCUGGUGUAUACCUGAAGUGGGUCCAUGUUUGUUUUGAUCACCUGAUCAACACACUACAGUCCCUGAAUCAGAACAAAGAAGCUGAUGAGUUCCAGAUUCAGCUGUCACAAUGGCUACGAGACAAUCCAGUAUAUGAUAAACAGAUCACACUGGAAGAUCUGACCGCCAAACCAGAAUCUUUCUCAAAAUUCUUAGAUAACUUCAAUGUCUGGGAAAAACGAACCAAAAAAGUUUUGGACUUUGCUAAGAAGAUAGUGGCAACUGGAGAAGACAAGUGAUAGUUUGAUUUGUAUUUACAGCCUAAUUGGUUAUGACUGUGUACAACUUCUGUGUUCCUCUAUGUAAUCAUCUGUUUAAAUGAUAUUUUAUUGUAUAUUUUGACAUCCUUUCCUUUAUUUGUCUCAGACUUCUUUGAAAUAUGAUAAAUAUGGUGUAUAUUUUUAUGAUAAUACAUAUUUAUGAUAAAAACAUUUCUACUAUAAUAUAAAUUGAUUGUGCACCAAAAUAUUCUGUUUCUCUUGACUGAUUUCAUACAAUUUAUAAGGAACAUUCUGAAUUGAACAUUCAGAGUUCUCCUGCAGUGACCUAUAUACAAACUCUAACAAUCAGAAUAGGAUUUCUGUGAUAGCUUCCAUUUUUACUCAUAUUUCUCUAUAAGAAAAAUUUGCAUAAUAUUUUUAAUUCAUCAUUAUACACAUGCAAUUUCACAAGACUUUAUCAUUGAUAUUUUCUUUUUUCACUAAAAUUAUAGUCUCAGCUAUCAAGGGAACUAUAGUAUGAGAUAAAUAAACAACAUAGAUGUGAAAAUUCUGGAAUGAAACUAGAUUUUUUUCUACAAAAUUCAUCUGAAUUACAAACCAUUUAAUAAAAAGUUUUUUUCAAACAUUUUUUCAACUCACCAUUAUUUUCAAAAUACUAUGAGCAUGAUUUUUAAUGGGAGUGUAGUCUCUGAAAUUGAUAAAGUCAUGGGUUUUUUUUCUUAUCUUUAUUUCUUAUAUAUUUUCAUACAUAGUUACUUCAUUUCCAUAUCUUGGUCAUUAUGCCAUUUAACAAAUAUUGAUGACUGAAAUAUUUUGUAGAUAUUACAUUGGUAUAAGAUGCCAGUGCUGAACUUAAGUGGUAUUAGUGGAAAGCAUUCUGUGAUAUACAUAUAUUAUCAAUACUUAUUUUUAUUUUAUGGUAUUAUGAAUAAUCAUUGUCAGUUUGUUGGUUUAUGUUAGCGGUUUUGUUUUAUUUUCACUUACUGAUAUUUUUUAUUUCAAGCUAAAUUGUAAAUAUGAUUUAUUUCCUGUUCAUAUUGAUGAGCUGUAUUGAUAAUAACCAGUUACAUUUUAUAUACAAAUAUGUCUUCACAUUGGUUAUAUUAUAAUUAAUUAAGUCUUAUAAUGCCAGUAAAAGAUUGGUCAAAUUUUGAAUUCAAUGUUAGAAGCAUUUUACUGCCAUAUGUUAAGGGUAUAGACUGUCAUAUAAAAUCAGAUUUAGAAUCACUGUAUAAUAUAAUGCACCUUUUGUAAUAUCUACUUGAAAUGUAUUUUGUUAAUUUCAAAUGCAGAACUAGGAUUGCAUUACAGUGUGGUAUUCUUUCCCUGUAUGUUUAUGAUAACUGAUUGUGUUAAUGACAGACAGCCUUUCAUGUAAUGUUGGGUUUGAAUAAACAAGGUAUAGACCAAUUUAAUCAAGUAUGCACAGUUGAAUGUUCUUGUACCAAGAUUCAGCGUAAUUAUAUUACUUUGAACACACUAUCUUUAAAAAUGUAAAUGUGUAUCUUUUAAUUUACUAAAAUAAAGGUAAAUAAAUACAAAUA